This is a messenger RNA of Ixodes scapularis (black-legged tick), 3444 nucleotides long. Its product is annotated as integral membrane protein 2B. The transcript has 6 exons. Lineage: Eukaryota; Metazoa; Arthropoda; Arachnida; Ixodida; Ixodidae. Gene Ontology annotation, molecular function: amyloid-beta binding. Gene Ontology annotation, biological process: negative regulation of amyloid precursor protein biosynthetic process. The record is from RefSeq and is a predicted model, not a curated record. The coding region runs from base 309 to 1196 and encodes 295 amino acids. Gene Ontology annotation, cellular component: Golgi apparatus; extracellular exosome; plasma membrane.
AAUAUUCCCUAGUUGCUCCUCCUCUCUGUUGUUGCGCUCCGCGAAUGCCGCGAAGCUCACGGGCGCACGCACACACGCACAUACACCGAAGAAGCGCCGAAGCGCUUGUGGUGAACGAAGAGGAGUCAGAGGAGCGCUGUUGGUGUACGCACACACAGCAAAAUAAAUUGAUCGAGAAACGAAAGGACUGCGCGUUUUGUCUAGUGCCGAGUUACGUCUAGCCUCUUCGCGCGCCUAGUAACUGGUCGGCACAGAAGCCGCAACGCCUCUUCCGGCUGCCGUGAAGCCACGGAUCACUUCGCCGCAAGAUGACCAUCAUCACCCAGCCGCUGACCGAAAAGAAGUUGGCCAAGUCUCAGCAGGCCAAGCCCUUGGUUCAGCAUGAGUCGGGUGGGGAAGGAGACGUGGAGGGCAGCCCCAUCAUUGUCACGAUGCGGGCACGGCGUGUGAGCACGACCACCACGCUAUGCGUCUUCAUCACCGCCUUUCUGGUCCUGGCCACGGGAAUCGUGGGCGGCGUAUACCUCUAUCGCCAGUUCACUCAUUACAAGCUCCGCCACUUCCGCGGCUGGUGCGGAGUGCCGUACGUGUCCGACUCGGAAAAGUCCGGCCGCGUCCACGGAGCGGACUUGUUGCGAGCCCACGACGGAUCGCUUCGGCCCGAGAGCUCAAACCCCAUCAUGGAUUCCGUCAGGGACAACUUUUUCCAGGAGCAAUUUGACCUGGACCUUGAGUUUGAGCAGUACGAGGAGAUUGAGGUGCCGGACUUCACGCACGGCCGGCGGGGCCGCUUUAUCCAUGACUUUGCGGUGAACAAGACGGGCAUCGUGGACAUGGACGGCCAGCGCUGCUUCGUCAUGCCCCUCAACCGCACCCUGGUGCUGCCCCCCCACUCUCUCUUCGACCUGAUCGUCAGGAUGAGGGCCGGCUACUACGAAGUGGACACAGAGAUAGUGCGGGAGCGGAUGAGAGUCGUGACGCCACCCAUCCUAGACUUUCGGGACCUGGGCUACUACAUUGCCCGCGAGUGCUCAUCCCUCCCCACCUACCGCCUGGAGAGGAUGACUAAUGCGGUUUACAAGCGCAGCCUGGACGCAAAGCACCAUGCCACCUUUGUGGAGUUUGCCGGGCACAAUAUUGUACAGCUCGACAUUGCCAACAUUGAAGCUGCUGUCGGUGGACCCAGCCGUGCUUAAAGUCACAAAGGCCCGACAUGUGAAGGUGCUUGACAAGCAAAGAGCUCCGACUCCCUUUGUUAAAACACCCCCUAUUUUUUCUUUACUCUUUUUUGUAAUGUUUCAUUUAAAAAAUAUACACUCUUAGAUAUAAAAGUGUAGUUUGGGAGUAAACUGUUAUUUUACUCCAUCUCAAGAUAAGUACCUUGUAACAACUUCCCAGUAAGGGUGUAAACCAUGCAUUCUCUCCCUUAUGAGGGAAUCUUAUACAUAGUGGCAUGUGUCUCGGGGGUGUGAAAAAUCAGACUCGCGGAUACACGUUUGUAACAUGUUCCUUUUCUUCUAAGAGUGCAGAAAGUCAUUUUCUCCUACCUUUAUUUUUUUCAAUGCUCAUCGGUCAUUGUGAGCUUGCCACGCAUUCUUAAGGUCCCGCCCGACGGGUCAGGGCCCUCUUGUGCCAUGCGUACGUUUUUGGGGAGUGCCAGGGCCCCGUGGCAAGGACAGUGGCGGGGGCAACCGUCGCUCAAGCGCCCUGUUUGUCGGUUCUGCCCAGCACAAUGCAGAACGCUUGUCCCCACCACCUAUUCCACAGUCUGCUACUCCGGCAGAUCUAGUCACUCAUUUGGCUAAUUACUAAGGGAUGACGAUCCACUUUUGUGCACACUCAACAAACACUCCGUCGUUUCAUGAGAGAAAAAAAAAAAGCGCCUCCGUGACGCAUACAACUCUUGGUCGUCGUAAACGCGAGCUGCGAUGAAAGCACUCGUUUUCUUGCCAUGUUGGGGGCAGCACUGUGAAAGGUGCGAGCAUGAGGCAUGGAGAACUUUCGAGAUGCUUUUGCAAGAAAAGCGUUUCUCGAAGCCUCGUGCUCGCAACAGUGCCUUUCGUAACACUGCGUACACCUCAUUAAGCGGUAUGUUUCGUGUUUAUCGCUUUGACGGUUUGUGGUACCUCUUCGAGCAAGGACAUUCUCUGCUCCAGCUAUGAAUGCUGUUGUCGUUCUUGAGCUCGUCUGGUUUUAUGACAUUGCCACUAAAUUUUUGCAUCAGCCGUAACAAAACGAAACAAAUAUUCUGCCAACAUUUUAUUAAUGUUGGGAAUUCUCUUUCCAUUUUAUUGCAAUGUUUGCUAUGUGUUCAUAGUUAGCCUACAUGUGUUGGGUUGGCCAACUCUAGUGUUCGACGAGUACAGUGAUCCAACUUCUUGCCCGUGUGUUCUGUUUCGUCUCUGCAUGUGCACGAGAGUAGUGCAUUGUGUCGCCUCAUCGCCGCUUUCCAGUAAGCCUGACGUAUUUUCAGAGCCAUACGCCUGACCCCGCUUUCCUUGUCGAAACUGUUAUCAUAUUGGGGAGCGUGUCAACUGACGUCUACAAGCGUGCAGAUAUUUUUUGCUGAAAGCUGGCUCGCAAUUCUUGUUUCUUUGUGUUCCCACAUCAGGCACGUAGCUAGGGGGGGGGGGGGGGGGCCCAUGGGGCCCGGCCCCCCUCCCCCCACCCAAAUCUUCCAUUUUGUUGGGACCUCCUCUCCCCCUCAUCCACAUUUUGUCAUGGGCACCCCCCCCCCCCCGCCCUCCGAAAUAAAAUCUUGGCUACGUGCCUGUCCCACAUGGAAAAGUCGUGGAUAUUAAAACACCAAAUUGUGUCUAACCCAUUUGAAAUGAGUGAGAACGUUAAAAUAUGAGAUUUGUAUAUCUGUACAGUUCUGAAUCUUGUUUAGUUCUAUUUUAUACAUUUGUUGUUUUUUUUUUGUUUCCAGCUAUUAAGGUUCACAAUUGUUGAGUUUUUCUGUGCAGAUCAGAUUUAAGUACACCCAUCUUCCUAUUAACCGUACUGGCCGCAGUUUAACUUAGCACAACCAUACGCCCCAAGAUUAAGGAGAAAUGUGUCGUUGGAACAGGAUUUGCUUCGUUACGAUUGAAUCGUGCUACCAGCAAAGCUUUAGCAUUGUCGAAGUGAGGUGCUGUAUGUACUAUGUACCACGCUAGGUCUGUCUGACCAAAGAACGUCUCUUUCAAAUGUGCAUACCCGUUUCUCUCAGUUUGAUGGUUUUCUGCUGUAUCCCUUCGUUACCACACGCAUGUUUAGCCUGUUUAGCGGCGAGUGAACAGAAUGGGAGGCCUGGACGAUACGCGCAGGACACGGGUUCACUGAAGCACAAAGGAAGCCAUUUUGUCGAAACCGCACAGGCAUUGUUGCUAGUGGGCUCGUUUUUUCUUCUCCGUUGUAUCGUCCUUUUUGGGAUUUGGUCAAUAAAAGAGGUGGAGAGACGUA